CGUCCUCAACCUUACCUAACUUGCCCACUUCAAUACACCAACAUCCUUCUUUGCAUGAAAGCAAGCCAUUUGUACGAUUUGGAUGAACCAGAAUUCCCCGCGUGCAACCAUGAAGCGAAGCAAUUUCGGUGACGAGAACCUGGGUCCUCAACGCAAACACCAGCGUUCUUCUCAGCCCCAUGUCUCGUCCUCUCUACCGGGUGCUACUCAAUCGUUUCCCAGUACCCAAGCUGCCCGCGAUGCGUGGCAGGAGACCAAUGAGGAGUUUGAAAUUGUGGAUUUGACCCAGGAACCUGAGGAGGGAUUUGGUUGGGUUUGUCUUGGUGCUAUUACUGAUAAGGUGAGCUAUUUUCUCCAUGCGGGAUUGCGCGUUUGCAAGUGCUGAUUAGCUUGUCAUAGAUUGUGGGUAUCAGAUAUUACAAUGGAGUGGCCUCUCCUGGAGAGCAGGUCUUGGUGAAACGGGAACCUGAAAAUCCGUAUGAUUCUAAUGCUAUUCGGGUCAAUAAUAUUCAGGGUACUCAAAUUGGACAUAUUCCUCGGAAUCUUGCUUCGAAACUUGCUACUUAUUUGGUGAGUGAUGGGUUUCAGCGAUUUUGUUCGGAUAGAGAUUAAUUCGUAUCUCAGGACGAGAGAAGUAUUGUUAUUGAAGCUACUCUUGCCGGUGAGAAGGGUGCCUAUGAUUGUCCCAUCUACUUGAAACUUUUCGGUCCUGGAGCCCCAGAAGUCCGUUAUGAGCUCGAGUCCAGAUUGAGACGUGAUCGAGUUCCCUUCCGAACCCAAGGUAUCGCAGCACCAAAGCCCAGAAAGAAGGAUCUGGUUCCUACCACAAGAAACCCUAUGGGUAUCCCAGGUUCUUCACAAAGCUCAAGUAGCCAAGAACCUCCGCCAUCUUCUAUGCCUGGAUUGAAUCAUUUAUUGCAACACAGUGAACAAUUUCGACCAAGGGACGCCGAAAAAAUGGUUGAGAAUUGGGGUGUUGGCGAAAAAUCCAUGGCGGAAAUGCCCAUGGCUGAGCAACCUAAGGGUUUGAAAUCUACUUUACUUCCUUACCAACGACAAGGCUUGAAAUGGAUGUUGGAUAAGGAGGAUCCUCAACUACCAAAACCUGGAUCUAAUGAGAUUGUUCAACUCUGGAAACGUCAUCCUAAGCAGCAAAACCUCUUUCAGAACAUCGCUACGAAUUUCACUGCUAUGGUUGUCCCGUCCUUGGCCAAGGGUGGAAUCCUUGCUGAUGAUAUGGGACUUGGUAAAACGCUUCAAGUAAUUAGUCUUAUUAUGGAGGGUGGUCCAGGAACAACUCUCAUUAUUGCUCCGGUGUCUGUCAUGUCUAAUUGGGCUCAACAAAUGGAACGUCAUAUCAAACCUGAGAACGCAUUGAAGGUCUUGACGUACCACGGCCCAGGACGCAAACGAAUGAAACCUCAAGAUUGGGCACAAUAUGAUGUUGUCAUUACCACAUACGGUAUGCUAGUCUCAGAAGCUUUCCAGAAAGGCAAAGAACUUAAAAGCCUUCCUACGAAGGAAGGCUUAUUCUCCAUCAAAUGGGGUCGAGUUGUACUGGAUGAGGGUCACACGAUCCGUAACCAUGCUACCAAAGCUGCCCUUGCGGCCACGGCUCUAGAUUCAAUCGCCAAAUGGGUCUUGACGGGAACUCCAAUCGUCAACAAUAUCAAAGACCUAUACUCCAUGCUCAAGUACCUCGGAAUCACAGGAGGUCUUGAGAGGUCUGAGGUAUUCAAUGCUGUUCUCACGCGUCCACUCUCUUACGGCGACCCAGGCGCUGAGAAGAUUUUGCAAUCUAUCAUGAUCAACAUGUGUCUAAGACGAAGAAAAGAUAUGAAGUUUGUUGAUUUGAAGCUCCCUGAGCUUAAACAAUACGUCCACCGUAUCACUUUCCGAGAUGAUGAAAGAGAAAAGUACGAUGCAUUGAGGUAAGUAAAUACAUAUCACGACCAUUGCUCGAUACAGCCAAGAGAAUAUAUCAUACCAGAAGUCCUACAAUCAUCAAGUUAACUGUACAACUUUCUGGCAUGAUGUCGACGUCGGUUGCAAAGAGCAAUGACCCUUCCCCUACAUCCAAACCAUCGUCAACCUUCAAGAAAAAGACUAACUCCCUCCCAGAGACGAAGCAAAACUCAUGGCCCUUUCCUACACCAAAUCCAACCAAAAAACCAUCGCCUACCGCCAAGUCCUCGAGGUCCUCCUGCGCCUACGACAAGUAUGCUGCCACUGGAAGCUCUGCGACACCCGAAUCACCGACCUCAUGGCCCUCCUCAAAACCGAGGGAGCCGUAGAACUAACACCCGAAAACCGCGCCGCUCUCCAAGACCUCCUACAAAUCAGCAUAGAAAGCCGCGACGAAUGUUCCAUCUGCCUGGACGAACUCCACAACCCCGUCAUCACAGCCUGCAAACACGUCUUCGGACGGGAAUGCAUCGAGCGCACCAUCGAACUGCAACACAAAUGCCCGAUGUGUCGCGGCGAACUCCUCGACACCAGCUCGCUCGUGAAUCCCGCGGAAGAAAAAGGAAAAGAAGACGAAGAAGAAGACCUCGACACCAACACCCAAAGCUCCAAAACCGAAGCCCUCAUGAAAAUCCUCCAAGCAACCCUCAAAGACCCCCACUCCAAGAUCAUAAUCUUCUCCCAAUGGACCUCCUUCCUCUCCCUCAUCCAAACCCAACUCGACACCGCCUGCUUACCCUACACUCGCAUCGACGGCUCCAUGCCGCCCUCACGCCGCGACACCGCACUACAAGCCCUCGAAUCCGACCCCAACUGUCGCAUCAUGCUCGCCUCUCUCGCGGUAUGCUCCGUCGGCCUCAACCUCGUCGCAGCUGAUACGGUCAUCCUGGCGGAUUCGUGGUGGGCCCCUGCGAUUGAGGAUCAGGCUGUGGACCGGGUGCAUCGGCUUGGACAGACGAGGCCGUGUACGGUGUGGAGACUGGUGAUGGAGGGGAGUGUUGAGGAGAGGGUGUUGGAUGUGCAGGCGGAGAAGAGGAAGUUGGUUAGUACGGCUUUUAGAGAGGAGGGGAUGGGGAGGAGGGAGAAGAAUACGAGGAUGGGGGAUAUUUUGAAGUUGCUUGGUUAG
Molecule: messenger RNA, 3091 nt
Organism: Hymenoscyphus albidus
Lineage: Eukaryota; Fungi; Ascomycota; Leotiomycetes; Helotiales; Helotiaceae
Source: the annotation of a GenBank genome assembly